AUGUGGGGGUUUUAUAACGACAAGACUAUUCUUCUUACUGGAGGUACUGGCUUUGUAGGAACUUCAAUCUUAUACAGGAUCCUGUCUCAGGCCACGCCACGACGUGUCUUUCUUCUUUUGAGAGGUAGUCAACAAAAAGCUCGGAACACAUGGGCCGAUUUGUUGUCAGACGCCAUAGCCGACUCGCUUAUCCAAAACCCUCGAAUUACUAUUGUCAGUGGAAAUCUCAAGUCGCCCAACCUCGGGCUCUCAGAUUACGACUGGCAAUGCCUCAUGGAGACUGUCGAAAUAGUUGUCCACACUGCCUCGCCGAUCAAUCUUGUGGCUAAUCUAAAAAGAAUGUCGGAGCUUGUCAUAUCGCCAACCAUGUUCCUGGCAAACGUCGCCUUGCAAAUGCCGGAAUUGCAAAGAUUCGUUUUUAUCUCGACUGCCUAUUCCAACUCUCACCUCUGGGCCUUGGGGAAAGAAGACGACGUUUUUGUCAAAGAAUGCUUUUAUACCUUUGAUACAGAUCGAGGUCUUUCAGAGCCCGCAAGUGAAUCAUUUGAGAACACUACAAAGGGGGCAAAAGAGGAAUGGGAAAGCAUACGAACGUGCCAUACGACCGAUAUCUGGGAGGCUUUUGAUUUCCCAUGGGCGUAUGGGUAUGCGAAGAACUUGACUGAGAGGCUUCUGUUGGAACAAUUUUGGAAAAGAAACGCCCUGGAAAAAUUCCUUAUCGUGAAGCCAUCUAUCAUCGCACCGGCAAAAAGAUGCCCAUUUCCAGGGUAUGCAAGAGCAAAUUCUGUACCCGCGGCAGGAUUCGCAGCAGCCAUCCUCAUGUCCCCUGGGCGUCAUUUCAAAUUUGCAUCUCGUGCUUCUGAUCCACUGAACAACUCAACACUGGAUGAGGUCCCCGUGGACAUUGUCGUUGACCGGCUACUUGUACAUUUGGCUUGUGGAACCAGCGGAGUGGUUCAUGCCGUCAGUGGUAAAAGAGAGCGGUUAUCUCUUUUUGGAUACAUAUGGCCAAGGAUUGUGAAAGAGCGCCCAUUUCCAUGGGAAAUCAAACCAGUUUGGAAAUCUUCUGAUUGGAACUCGACUGAACUUCAUCUUGCCAAUCGAAUUUUCAAGUUGGUAGGAACUUCAUUUGACUUUGAGGAUACCAAAACUGAGCGCCUAUACGCCAAUCUCAGCCAGCGUGACAAGUCAGAUUUAGACCUUUUUACAAGUGAACAUAAGCCAACGAGUGAAGAGAGGAGAGCUAUUGUUCAGGAUAUGCUGCUUGUAUUUGGCAAAAAGCAGCAUAUUCCGUCGUUCAUUAUCAAGUCAUUUUUUCCAGCACGAGAUACACCUAGAACGGAAGUUCCACCGCUACCCAAUAUCAAGGACAAUGAGAGGCUUUAG
Penicillium angulare is the source of this 1386-nucleotide messenger RNA. RefSeq names its product Male sterility NAD-binding. Gene Ontology annotation, molecular function: alcohol-forming very long-chain fatty acyl-CoA reductase (NADP+) activity. The record is from RefSeq and is a predicted model, not a curated record. The transcript has 2 exons. Lineage: Eukaryota; Fungi; Ascomycota; Eurotiomycetes; Eurotiales; Aspergillaceae. Bases 1 to 1386 code for a protein of 461 amino acids. Gene Ontology annotation, cellular component: peroxisome. Gene Ontology annotation, biological process: long-chain fatty-acyl-CoA metabolic process.